GUCAUAUUACAAUUUUUGUGUGCGAAGAUCAAAGCCUUUUGUCCACAACUAACUUUGAUUUUAAAAACUGCAAAAUAUAUUCCGAUUUAUUUGUUACGUACGACCAAGAAUGGCAAAGGUUAUGUGCAUUUUCAUGAUGCUGUUUGUCAGCUAUGCCGCAAGUAGAUCUGUUUCUUACUUCACCGCUGCAGAUGCGGAUUAUAUUCAGCGAGUUCAGGAAAUUUUGGAUUCUCAUGUUGAAUCAUCGGAUUUUCCUGCCACCUAUUUAUUUCCUCAGAAUCACCGGGCUCUGGACAGUGCAAUGAAGGACAUAAUCUCGUCUUCUGUGCCCAUGAAACGAAAUAGCGAAAUCCUCAACACUCUCAUUGGUCUCCCGGCGAGACUGAAGCUCAAAGGCUAAGAAAUCUGAUGGAAAAUGCUAACGAAAUUUUAAUAACAGUUUUGGCGGCCUUUCAUUUUUGGUCCUUUUUAAUGGUACCGGAAAUGUACGCCUUCAUGCUGUGAUUUCUGUUUCUGCUACAUAAUUGAAAGUUAGGUUGCGCGUACAUUGCUGACGCAUUUUCACGUCAGCUUUUCCUACUCACUUUCUAACUAAACGUCUAACCUGCCCGAGUAAAUAAGUUUUACAUAAUGCACACGCACUGCUGCUUUGCUUUAUUUUGUGAAUCAUCUUCAAGUGAAUGUACGAGUAAUGCUGUAUAACCGUGAAUUAGGCAUACACUGCUGUUUUUUUGUUAAUUUAUAUUGAACUUGAAAAAAUUAAAAUUAGUUUCGGUGCUUACUUUGAAAGGCCAGUGAUGGCUUGAUAUCAUUUCCGCGAAUGUGCCGUAUAUAUGCGUCAAAGAAAUCCACCAUGGCUCCGUCUUUGUACAUCUGCUCAUGCUGAGCGUACUCUUUUGUAAAGAGUUCCCACUCGCGUUCGACCAUGUACCGCAACGCAUCCCAGUCCUUGUUGAAAGGGG
Molecule: messenger RNA, 962 nt
Organism: Paramacrobiotus metropolitanus
Lineage: Eukaryota; Metazoa; Tardigrada; Eutardigrada; Parachela; Macrobiotidae
Exons: 2
Coding region: 110-400 (96 amino acids)
Source: RefSeq, a predicted model, not a curated record